This is a messenger RNA of Salarias fasciatus (jewelled blenny), 5061 nucleotides long. RefSeq names its product kelch like family member 28 (gene klhl28). The record is from RefSeq and is a predicted model, not a curated record. The coding region runs from base 115 to 1830 and encodes 571 amino acids. Lineage: Eukaryota; Metazoa; Chordata; Actinopteri; Blenniiformes; Blenniidae. The transcript is spliced from 6 exons. Gene Ontology annotation, molecular function: protein binding.
UGGCUGCUCGCGCUGGCCGGAGGUUGUUUUCCUGCUAGCCGCUCGGGGUUCAACGUCGUCGCCACUGCAAGAUCCGUCAUUACCGCGGCGCACCGGACGGACCAGAAAGUACAGAUGGACCAGCAGGAUCAGUCCUAUAUGUUUGCAAGUCUGACACGGCCUCACUCAGAGCAGCUGCUGCAGGGCCUCCAGCUCUUGCGGCAGGAUCACGAACUAUGUGACAUUGUCCUACGUGUGGGUGAUGCCAAGAUCCAUGCCCACAAAGUAGUGCUAGCCAGCAUCAGCCCUUACUUCAAGGCCAUGUUUACGGGUAACCUGUCGGAAAAGGAGACCUCUGAGGUGGAAUUCCAGUGCAUCGAUGAGGCAGCCUUGCAGGCCAUCGUUGAGUAUGCUUACACCGGCACGGUGUUUAUCUCCCAGGAAACAGUGGAAUCUCUUUUGCCGGCUGCCAAUUUACUCCAGGUUAAGCUUGUACUUAAGGAGUGCUGCUCCUUCUUAGAGAGCCAACUGGAUGCUGGGAACUGUAUAGGGAUCUCCCGCUUUGCAGAGACGUACGGCUGUCAUGACCUGUGCCUGGCCGCCACUAAAUUCAUCUGUGAGAACUUUGAGGAAGUCUGUCAGACGGAGGAGUUUUUCGAACUCACACGGGCCGAGUUGGACGAAAUCGUGUCCAAUGACUGCCUUAAGGUGGUGACAGAGGAGACUGUUUUCUACGCCCUGGAGUCGUGGAUCAAAUAUGACGUGACUGAGAGACAGCAGCAUCUGGCUCAGCUGCUGCACUGUGUUCGCCUUCCACUUCUCAGCGUCAAAUUCCUCACUCGCCUAUAUGAAGCCAACCACCUCAUACGGGACGACCACGCCUGCAAGCACCUGCUCAACGAGGCCCUCAAGUACCACUUCAUGCCGGAGCACCGGCUGUCCUAUCAGACCGUGCUGUCGGCGCGGCCCAGGUGUGCCCCGAAGGUGCUGCUCGCUGUCGGGGGCAAGGCAGGGCUGUUCGCCACAUUGGAAAGCAUGGAGAUGUAUUUCCCUCAGACCGACUCGUGGAUCGGCCUGGCCCCUCUCAGCGUUCCCCGCUACGAGUUCGGAGUGGCUGUGCUGGACCACAAGGUGUACGUGGUGGGAGGCAUCGCCACGCACAUGAGGCAAGGCAUCAGCUACCGGCGACACGAGAGCACGGUGGAGAGCUGGGACCCCGAGAGCAACACGUGGUCCUCGGUGGAGCGCAUGGCCGAGUGCCGCAGCACCCUGGGCGUGGUGGUGCUGGCCGGCGAGCUGUACGCCCUGGGGGGAUACGACGGCCAGUACUACCUCCAGUCCGUGGAGAAGUACGUCCCCAAGCUGAAGGAGUGGCAGCCCGUGGUGCCCAUGACGAAAUCCCGCAGCUGCUUCGCCACAGCUGUGCUGGACGGCAUGGUGUACGCGAUCGGAGGGUACGGCCCGGCACACAUGAACAGCGUGGAGCGGUACGAUCCGAGCAAGGACGCCUGGGACAUGGUAGCCCCCAUGGCAGACAAGAGGAUCAACUUUGGCGUGGGUGUCAUGCUCGGCUUCAUAUUUGUGGUGGGGGGACACAACGGCGUGUCCCACCUGUCCAGCAUCGAGCGGUACGAUCCACACCAGAACCAGUGGACGGCCUGCCGACCCAUGAACGAGCCGCGCACCGGCGUGGGCUCUGCUAUCGUGGACAACUACCUCUAUGUGGUGGGAGGUCACUCCGGGUCGUCCUACCUGAACACUGUCCAGCGCUAUGACCCCAUCUCGGACAACUGGUUGGACUCCAGCGGCAUGAUGUACUGCCGUUGUAAUUUCGGCCUGACCGCCCUUUGACCCAUGGCCCAUCCAGCAAGGACCCAGUGAAAGAGCUUAGACACAAAGACUUUUCUUUUUUGUUGUCUCCUCCUCCUUCCCCACAUUCAUCCUCCAGGUGCAAAGCUGCACGCCUACGUGAACGUCGGGAGAGCUGGCGGGGCGGAUGGAUGUGCUGGGCUGCCCGGCUGGCCCGCCUCCCGGCUGGCUGGAGGGGGGGGCCGCCGCCGUCCAGGGCCCCGGAGAUGAAGAAGAGCUCUGAGGAACCUGGAUUAGCACGCGGAGACGACCGCUGCUGGACCGCAACGAGGACUUUGAGCCAUGUCCCAGAGGAUUGUGGGAAAAUCUGGUCAACUAAAGUUGUGUCACGUUCGCCGAUUAACUUCUCCGUUUUGUCGUCCUCCACGUCAUGAGUUACAUUUUCAACUCGUUUGUUUCUCCGCUGCAACCGGAACUGUGCUCAGAUUUUGCAGAACUCUGCAGAUUGCUUGUGUAUUUGUAUGAAUAAGUGGUUGGUGGCCAUGUAGCGUGUGUGUGUGUGUGUCCCGUGUGUAUGCUCCAGGAGUACAUGCAUGUCAGAUAGGAUUGUUUGUUUUGUUACGUGUCAGCGUGCAGGACUGAUAUUCGGGCUCGGCGACGCAACAGUUCUGCAUCCAAAAUCAGUGCUUCACAAAAAAAACAAAACAGAAAAAUCGGAAACUUUCUAUUUUCUCAAAAAGGGCUGCCUUUCUCUCUCCUGUAAAUAGUUAAGAUGAAAUAUAUAAAUAUGACUAUAUCCUCUAGUGCGUUGCCUGUAAAUGUUUCUUCUGCACUGGGUCACUAUGGUGUGCGAAUGCGUGUGUAGUUUGAUUCCCAGGGUCACUGUAGAGGUGGAUGACGAAUUCUCAUGAGUGUUUGCCGCUAGUCUCUGCUGCAUCCUCGGAGCCAUUUAAAAACGGGAAGAAAAAAAAAGACAACCCACAAAUCCCUAUGUUCCAGCUCGAGUUCUGUCUCCGAGGUCGGGUCAUGCACUUGCUACUCCUCACAAUAGUUGGAAAUUGACCUUUGGCCCCCGUUUCACCCUUCAGUCUCUACUCAAUACUAACUGGUGCUAUAUUUAGGAUUCAGGAUUCAGCUGUUUGUCUGUGUCGCCUCGCGCACUUGGGUCAUUUUCUGUUCCGCCUCUGCUGCGUCGUCCUGCCAGACGUUAGCCGUUCUGCUUUACGUGCACUUCAAUGCAUAAAAUCCCAAUAGUUCCGCACAACCAUGCAAUAAAAUGAAGUUCUACUGAAAGGGAAGCCUGUGGUUCCACCGCCAAGAGCUAUUUUGUCUUGUUUUUGAGCUCCGUCCUGGAGGGACGCCUCCUUUAGCAGGAAGUGAGCGUGCUUCAUCAGCGUCUGCCGCCCGUCGUCGUCAGGCCGCUCUCUGUGCUCUCUCACCCUCCACCUCCUAAAACAUGUGACCAGAUCUUAUUUGCAAGAUGAGUUUCGAGGCCGUCUCUUUGCAGCUUCACCUGCCGUGCCAAAACUGUCUCAUUUUCCAUCUUUUACUCUCCCGGCACCACAUGUUUGGCCCAGUGGCGACAUUGUUCCCGCUGGCUAUAAAUCGGCAUCGUGUUCUUGAUUGUGGUCACGUGGUUGGUUGACAAAGCACCAAGGGCUGCGCCUGGCAGGUUUCCAGUCUGCUGUCGUCCGUCACGGGAAGAAUCGGGCAAUAGAAGGGGGCAAGUGGCCUUGUCUACACCAUUUCCAUGUUCAAGUGUCAUUUCAGUUAGUUUAUCUGCACUAAAGUGGGAAUUCUUACCAAGCUCUUCAUUGCACUUAACGCAUUAUUUGAUACUCAUUGCAAUUUGUACAUAUGUUUUCAUUUAAGCCAAUAAGCAUUUAGAAAAUGCAAUAAGAUUUGGGUUUCCUCUGUGGAUGGGUAGGUUUUUAAUGUCUUUAAAAGGUAAAAGUAGAGAGAGAGAAAAAAAAGCCAAAAGCCAAGGCAUCUCAUACUGCUGUAACAAGGCAUGUCUGUGGAUUCACUAUCGCAGAGAACAAACGCCGAAUGCCGCAGCGGAGUUUCUCUCGACCUACCAGGCAUGUUUUUUUGGGUCAUGUUUCUGUGCAUGCUGGUCCGUUCGUACAGGGCGUAUGUGUAUGCAGGCAGUGUCAAAUGGAUUUAUCUCAAUUUGCUAAUAUAUGGCCAAAUGUGUAAACUCUGCUCCUCUUCAGCACGUGCAGGUGUUUAAGAGGGGAUUUGCAUAUUUCUCACAGAAGAUUUAGUUUGGGUCCUUAAAAUGCAAAGAUUAAUGUCUCCAUGCUAAUUUGGAAGAUUCUUUUCAAUAAAAUGAUGCUGCCCUACUUUGAUUUCACCCACUCCACAUUCUUUAAAAACCCUUUCACUUCACCCCUCAAUACUUCAAACGGCGUCUGCCUUGUGAAUCGGCCGGAGUGUCGCUGGUGAGACUUUUCUGUUCCAGAUCGUUCUGCAUUAAAUUUUCAUUUGGAUUUUCUGAUUUAUUUUAAGAGAGAAAAUGCAUAAGCAGCCCAUUCUGUACUCCCUGAAAUGUCUUUUUUUUUUUUUUUUUUUUUAGAAUUAUUUAAAAAUGACAUGAAUUACUAUUUUUGUAUUUCUAAUUUGUUGUGUUCUGUAACCUACUUUCUGUCCGUCCUGAUCAGAUUUCUUCUUCUUCCGUCGGUCACUUUUCCGCCACAGCACAAAUCGCGCGGGCGUGAUCCUGUGCUGCCGCCAUGAUUCAUGCAACGUCCAGGUUUCUGUCCAGUCUGGGAGGCAAAUGCUAACUACGACUUCAGAGAGUUUUCAGAGGAGAGAAAGGCUGAUGAAAAUCUGCAAACGUGAAUCUGCAAAAAGGAUGUUGAAAUUGAGUUUGUGUGCGUUUUUUUUUAAGGCCUAAACUCUGUCAUGUUUUGCCACCACUCUCACCAAAGUGCUUGUAAGGAAGAAAGCGGAGAGAUGACCACCACCGGGUUUGUGUCUGAGAGGGAACUCUUUUCUUUUUUUUUUUUUUUUAACUGAUGUCAAUGUUAGCCAAAACGACCACUCUGCUUCUUUUAACAUGUCCCAUCGUGUGUCUGGGGUAAGGUGAAUUUUAUAACCUGUGGAUUAAUACUGGAAAGUACAAGAUGACAUUCGCUGUAAAAAAAAAAAGAAAAAAAAAAGUAGCUUUUCACAUUUUAUCAUGUUUGAUUGAAGACAUUUUACAUACAUUUUAGUCAGUUUGUGUGGUGCAGUUGUACCCUGUUUAAAAUAAAUGCCUGCCUUAAAAGG